AUUAGUGCCAUCUCUUUUUAAUAAGUGCACACAUAAAAAAAUACAACUGAUUAAUGGCUGUCGUACUUUGACAUUUCGACGUAUUUCUGAAAAUGUUUGAAUUACUUUGGGGUGUAUGUUGAGUUUUCAUGAAUUAAACAUAGUAGUAAAAUGUGAUUGAGGUAGAAUAUUUAAUUGUACAAGAAAUUUGGAUUAAUAUACUCUCAAAAACCAAAGAUAAAAGAUUCUUAAUAAUUCCUAGUCAAUCCAAUCAAAUUUUCAUUACAAAUUUAGUUUUUCUUUUAAAUUUGUGCUAAACUAUUUUUGAUAUAAAACUGUAUGUGAAUGAUUUUAUUUUUCACUAACAGUGUUAUAUUUGAUACGUUAGUGUGUGAGCUUACAAAUAAACACCUUUACGCAAAAUAGAAUUAAAAAAAAUAAUAAUUAAAAAGUUUUCAAAAAUAUUUAUUAUUGUUUCCUGUUACGUGCGUACUGUGCAUCAGUUCAUGGAACUGUUACAUCGAUCAAUGUGUGUGAGUGGGUUUAGUGAUUUAAAAAACAUAUGACAUGGCUCUUUAAGUUGAUCUUGGAAGUAAGAAAAUUGAAUUAAAAUGGUUACAAUGAAUUCUUCUGAAAAGGCGCAGAAAGCCUGUCAGCAAGGCCCGUCCAGGGACACCACGAAAAGCACCAAAGAUGACAAAGAUAAGAAGGACAAAGAUACGAUGAUAGCCAACCUGCCUCCGAGCGUUCAGGCGCUGAUGUCAACUAUACCCUCGCCGGAGGAGUCGCCCAACUACCUCGUCUAUAAAAAGAUGGAGGCUAUCAUAGAAAAGAUGCAAGAUGAGACGACUGGUGUCCCUGUUCGUACUGUGAAGAGUUUCAUGACGAAGAUACCAUCGGUGUUCACCGGCUCCGAUCUCGUGUCCUGGCUGAGCCGACACCUGAGCCUCGAGGAAAGCUGGGAGUCCCUUCACCUGGCACACCUGCUGGCCGCCCACGGGUACCUGUUCCCCAUUGACGACCACUGUCUCACCGUCCGUAACGACAAUACAUAUUAUCGAUUUCAGACACCGUACUUUUGGCCGUCGAAUCAGUGGGAGCCGGAGAAUACUGACUACGCGGUCUACCUCUGCAAGCGUACGAUGCAGAACAAGGCUCGCCUGGAGUUAGCCGACUAUGAGGCGGAGUCGCUCGCGAGAUUGCAGAAGAUGUUCAGCAGGAAGUGGGAGUUCAUAUUCAUGCAGGCGGAGGCGCAGAGUAAGGUGGACAAGAAACGAGAUAAGCUGGAAAGGAAAGUUCUAGAUAGUCAGGAGAGGGCGUUCUGGGAUGUGCAUCGUCCGAUGCCGGGUUGCGUGAACACAACAGAAAUGGAUCCGAAGAAGCUCUCCAGGAUCAACGCUAUCAAGGCGAAGAGACUACGUCAGUGCCAGGAAUUGAUAUUACAGCAUAAUUUAAAGAAUAAUCCAAUAGUGACAAUAACAAAUGCUCAAGAAAGCGAAGAGGCGAUACAGAAGAAUAUUGAGAAGAAUAAUGAAAGUUCUAUCAAAGAGAACGGCGAGACCUCCCAGACACAACCAGAGACAAUAGAAGUCGAGAAGACCAUAGAGCAGCAAAUAGAGGCGGCAAAGAGACAGCUCUCGGUAUUGAAGGCUCGUAUGGAGAGAAGAAACGUUCGAGUCAGCAAAGUAGCCGAGAUGUUUAUAUCUUACUGUGAGCAGUACUCUGAAUAUGAUGCAUUUCUAACACCACCCGAAUGGCCGAACCCCUGGAUAAGUGAUACGACGGAACUUUGGGACCAGGAGAAACAGUGUAAGGAGCCGUUGCCAUUACGUCGUGUCCGGCGCUGGUCCUUCGGUCUCCGGGAACUGCUCCGAGACCCUCCGGGUAGGGAGCACUUCGCCAAGUUCCUCAGCAAGGAGUUCAGUGGGGAGAAUCUCAAAUUCUGGCUGGCGGUUCAAGAGUUGAAGGCGUUGCCGAUUCGAAGAGUGUCGUCGCGCGCCAAGGAGAUAUGGAAGGAGUUCUUCGCGGCGGAGGCGCCGUCUCCUGUUAACAUCGACGCUGCUAGCAGAGAAUUGACUAGAACGAAAGUGGAGUCGGGCACAGCGGAUAGGUACUGCUUCGAUCAAGCGCAGGCGCACGUGUAUCAUCUCAUGAAGUCAGAUAGUUACUCCAGAUACCUCAGGUCGGAGAUGUACAAGGAUUAUUUGAAUGGGUCCAAGAAGAAGACAUCAGUUAAAGGGAUACGAUCGAUCGUCUCGUUUACCGGCAGGAAGGAAACAUCGGCUAACUGAAGCUAUACAUCGCUGGAACACGAUCGAAAUCGGUAAACGUACGGUACGAUUCGAGAUUCGAUUUUUGAAAUUGAGUUGAAUUUGGAAUUUAAAAAGAAUAAAAUUUUAAACCAAAUAGUAAUUACAAGUUUAGUAGUAAUAUUUUGUUAUAUUA
This is a messenger RNA of Vanessa tameamea, 2424 nucleotides long. It is a transcript of the gene RSG7, whose product is annotated as regulator of G-protein signaling 7. Gene Ontology annotation, cellular component: neuron projection; cytoplasm. Lineage: Eukaryota; Metazoa; Arthropoda; Insecta; Lepidoptera; Nymphalidae. Gene Ontology annotation, molecular function: GTPase activator activity. Gene Ontology annotation, biological process: regulation of G protein-coupled receptor signaling pathway; intracellular signal transduction; G protein-coupled receptor signaling pathway. The transcript is spliced from 16 exons. The record is from RefSeq and is a predicted model, not a curated record. The coding region runs from base 591 to 2270 and encodes 559 amino acids.